This is a messenger RNA of Naegleria fowleri, 252 nucleotides long. RefSeq lists its product as uncharacterized. The transcript has a single exon. Bases 1 to 252 code for a protein of 83 amino acids. NCBI's taxonomy places the organism in Eukaryota, Heterolobosea, Eutetramitea, Acrasida, Naegleriidae. The record is from RefSeq and is a predicted model, not a curated record.
AUGUAUUCUCAACACUCCUUCACUGUGCCAUCUUCAUCUGCCUUCAAUCAAAAUGCAAUCUUUGGUCCCAUGUUGGCCACCAUAGGUCUCACGUUCAUUGUGUGGUUCUACAUGUAUGUUCGUAGAAUUAGGCUCAUCCUCACUUCGAAAGUAAAUCCAAAUGAUUUGACACCUGCCAUGUUGGCACAAAUGUCACCUCCUGCUGUAGCCAAUCCAUCCGACAAUUUGAAAAACCUUUUGAAGUACCAGUGA